AUGGCCUCGAGAAAAUUAGUCGCUCGAUCUCGGCUCAAUCAAGAAUCGUCGCCUGCUCGCUCCCGUCAACGCCACUCUGAAGCCGGUACUCGUCAAUCCAUGGUCCUCCCCCCCUACCAGCCACCAAGUUGUGCCCUCACACCCUCAGCAAAGCGUGCGCUAGAGGAGGUCGCCUUGAAUCACGAUUACUCCAAAUACAAAAAACAUCUGCAAAUCUCCAUUAAUCUUGUAACCGAUGCGGCGGUAUCAAGCAACGACCGACUUGCCGCCCGGAAAGAACAAGCGCGCAAGCAGGAGGAGAAGAGGAAACAAGCGGGCUUAGAGGAUGAAAAGAAAACGGAGGACGAGAUCGAAGCCGCGCAAUACGUGCAAAGCUUGGAUAAGAGGGUUGAUGAUGUGACGACCAUGGCGGAAAAGGCGCUGAGAGAGCUGAUAGAUUAUGGUGAUGAACUUGCCAUGCAAGGCACACUUAUGAGGGAGGUUGGGGAGAGGAUUGAGAGGGCUCCUGCUCCACGAAGACGAGGGCUUGGGGAUGGUGCUGAUGAGGAGGAAGAUGCCAAUACGCCCGCUGCGGAAGCUGAUGUACUCAGUCCCGUUGAGCUCCUGAAACAGGCGAGAGACGCGUACGAGGCGAAUUAUAGGUCGAAGAGUAUGAAAUUAAGGUACGACGUGAACGAUUACAGAAACUUCAAACGUACUGUCCACGAUGCACAACAUCCCGGCCCCGACGCACAACCCGUCCCUCACGCAAGCACAUGGUUCCCAGAAGACAACAAUGCCAGUGCGACUCCCGGCUCUCGCAGGCGCCGCCGAAACAACACCACAGAUAACAUAAAUAACGAAGACGAUGAUGAUGACGACGUUGUCAUCCAACGAGCCACCACCUCACUCAAGGACAUCUUCACCCUACAAUACUUCAAGGACCCGGUCACCUCGAACGUCUGUAACCAUACGUUUGAGGAGGCUGAGUUUUUGAGAUAUCACGCUUCCGAGGGUGCGGCGUUCGGGCCUUCCAGUCAACGUGCGAGAGGACGAAUGGCGGGACCGAAGAAAGUUAAAUGUCCGCAGAGUGGCUGUGAAGCUAUGCUGGAGCCGAGUGAUUUCUAUGCCGAUCAAUUAGUCAAACGACAAGUCGAGCGCGCUAAAAGACUUGAAGCUGCUGGUGAUGAGGAUGUAGACGAGUACGACGGGACCCAUCGCAGCAGAGCAGAGGAAGCCGGUAGUGAUGAUGACGGCAUCGAUAUCGAUGGUUAG
Venustampulla echinocandica is the source of this 1254-nucleotide messenger RNA. RefSeq lists its product as uncharacterized. The transcript is spliced from 3 exons. Bases 1 to 1254 code for a protein of 417 amino acids. Gene Ontology annotation, cellular component: Smc5-Smc6 complex; nucleus. NCBI's taxonomy places the organism in Eukaryota, Fungi, Ascomycota, Leotiomycetes, Helotiales, Pleuroascaceae. Gene Ontology annotation, molecular function: zinc ion binding; SUMO ligase activity. Gene Ontology annotation, biological process: protein sumoylation; double-strand break repair via homologous recombination. The record is from RefSeq and is a predicted model, not a curated record.